Ilex paraguariensis (yerba mate) is the source of this 528-nucleotide messenger RNA. Lineage: Eukaryota; Viridiplantae; Streptophyta; Magnoliopsida; Aquifoliales; Aquifoliaceae. The record is from the annotation of a GenBank genome assembly.
AUGCAUCAUUUAGCAGUAAAAAGCAAUAUUCUUGAUACAGGUCCAGAGACUAGCAAGCUUGGUUUUGGAGGUAAUGAUCUCCCUGUUUGCCCUAAGCCUCGCCGACUUGGAUCAGCCAUGCCUGAAUUUCUCAAACCUCCCAGAUGCAGCAAACAAAGCCAACCAAAUUCUGAUGGAAGAAGUGAAAUUCUGAACAUGAUUGCUGAGAAGACUCUAGAUGGAAGAGAAUCUGUAUGCACAGGGUGCUCACCAUUGUGUUACUCCGGAUCUCCUCCAGGAAGAACAGAUAACCCGUUGGUUCACGACGUGCAAUUCAUUCAUCAGAUGGAGCUUUGUCACCUUUAGCGCGAACAAAGCUAUCUGAUAAGUUCGGGUUUAGGUCUACCUCUCCAAUUUGAGAUCCAAAACUACUGAAUUAUCCAACCAAGAGGAUGAAAUUGAGGCCUUCUUGCUCUGAAACUUACCAGUUUUGAGGCUCUUUUUUUGCAGCAAGUAAUAUAAUGUGUAGACUAGAAGUGAGUUUGUCUA